Carya illinoinensis is the source of this 1687-nucleotide messenger RNA. Its product is annotated as beta carbonic anhydrase 5, chloroplastic-like. The transcript has 9 exons. Gene Ontology annotation, molecular function: carbonate dehydratase activity; zinc ion binding. The record is from RefSeq and is a predicted model, not a curated record. Gene Ontology annotation, biological process: carbon utilization. Bases 385 to 1332 code for a protein of 315 amino acids. NCBI's taxonomy places the organism in Eukaryota, Viridiplantae, Streptophyta, Magnoliopsida, Fagales, Juglandaceae.
GAUAGUUCUAUAACACUUUUCCUUAUUUUGUUUUUUUUUUUUUUUUUUUUAAAUUCUCAAUCCUAUAACUAUUUUAUUUUAUUUUAUUGUAAUUAUUCUCUAAUUAGUGUGACACUUGCUGUAGGGUUUACAUCACUGUCCAACUUCAUUGUGGAGAGCUUGGCUGGCCACUGAACGGAAUGGCGCAUACAGUUGGCCUUUUCUUCUUCUUCCUUUAUCUUUUUGUUUUUUUCAAACUUCGGUUUCUCCGUCUUUCUUGGAGACAAGGGCAGCUGUUUCUUGAUCCAUACAACCGACGUUUGUGCCUCUUUUAUGUCAUUGCUUCUUCCGAAUCCACCUUCUGCUACGUUCAUUCCCGAAUCCCCUUCAGCUUAGAUUUCUCCGAUGGCAGCUCCUUCACCAACUCCCUUUUAUCGGCUCUUCAAUUCUUCCGUGGAUUCUCGCCCAACUUCCUUAAAGACAGCAACUGUUCGUUCUUGCAUAUACUCUCUCUCUCUCCCUGAGAUCUUUGGUCCUAAGCUGAAAUCAGGAGAAACUGAGCAGGCCCAUCUGAGAUUAUUGACUUCUUUUAAGCAUUUAAAAUUCAAGGCGUCAAAGGAACCUUUAGGACUGACUCAGCAACUUGACAAUAGCAAGCUGGAAAGCUUGACUGAAAGUGAAAAUGGGAGUGAUUUGUUUGAAGAUCUGAAACAUCGAUUUCUGAGAUUCAAAAGACGUAAAUUCAAGGAAAACUUAGACCAUUUUCAAAAUCUUGCCCAAGCUCAAGCACCAAAGUUCAUGAUUAUUGCUUGUGCAGACUCUAGGGUUUGCCCCUCAAUUAUCCUGGGUUUUCAACCUGGAGAAGCGUUUAUGGUCAGAAAUGUUGCAAAUCUGGUGCCCACAUUUGAGAGUGGACCCUCAGAAACAAAUGCUGCAUUAGAAUUUGCUGUAAAUUCUCUUAAAGUCGAAAACAUAUUAGUCAUUGGCCACAGCUGUUGCGGAGGCAUUCAUGCACUUAUGAGUAUGGAAGAUGAAGUAGAUUCAAGUAGCUUUAUUAGAAGUUGGGUUGUUGUUGGAAAGAACGCAAAGUUAAUCACAAAGUCUGCAGCUUCCAACCUAAGCUUUGACCAGCAGUGCAGACACUGUGAGAAGGAAUCAGUCAACCACUCCUUGUUAAACCUGCUCACUUACCCAUGGAUUGAAGAAAAAGUGGCUGAAGGAGCUCUCUCUGUGCAUGGUGGCUACUAUGACUUCAUCGAUUGUACAUUUGAGAAGUGGACACUGGACUACAAGGCAAGCAACAGGGAGAAACAUAGCAGAUUUGCAGUAAAAAACCAGUUUUAUUGGUGCUGAAUCUGGUGAAGAAAAAAUAGCGAUUUAGCUGAUUUCUGUUUCUGCCUGAAGAUUGAAACCGUAAAAAUGUAAAUGAGACACUAAUUGGGAACCUAUUGUAAAAAAUCUGUGCCUGCUUGGCUGAAGGAUUUGCUGCAUUUUUAGUUGUGGGAACUAGAUUCUACCACUAGGUUUCUCAUUCUGAAUCUGUAAAAUUAGAUAUCUGUCUUCCCCACAAAGCAUUGGCAAACAUGUGGGAAGCGAACAACAUUAUCCCUUCAAGAUUCUCGAGACACGUUACAAACUUUUGGGAAAAUUAUUGAACUUUAUUACCCCUGGGGUUUUAAUACAGAAGUUGUUUCUUUUUCCUCACAAA